Messenger RNA from Linum trigynum, 2593 nucleotides. The record is from the annotation of a GenBank genome assembly. NCBI's taxonomy places the organism in Eukaryota, Viridiplantae, Streptophyta, Magnoliopsida, Malpighiales, Linaceae.
UUUUACAAAAAUCUACUAAAAGAGGUAUAUAGAUAGAAAUGUUUAUUCCCAGACCAACAGAGAAGCAAUGGAAAUGGAAAGCUGACUCUUGAUCCCUUUCCGACCCAACUUUAAAGAAAAGCGACGAAACGCGCCCCAUCCUCCUCCUGCCAUCGCCUCCGUCCUUUUGCUUCUCCCUGUUCAUCUCCAGGCGAGAAGCCGGCGCUGUUCUGCUCUGGCUCCUUUUCAUUUUACUUCGACCUAAGGUCCAAGCUUCAAACAGGUUACGAUCUUUCUGCUUCUCUCUUCCAAUUUGAUUCGAGUUUCGAGCUCUCGGGAAUGGUUGAUCGCUUGCCCAUUAUCGCUUUCCCUUCGGAAUUUUUCGGGUUCACUUCAAAAUUUUGGCUUGAUCUGAGAACGAAUCAAGUCGUCGGAGUCAAAGUUUCACUGUUCUUUGGAGGGGUUUUUUUUUUUUUUUGCUUCUUUUCUAUUUAUCGGCCGAGGAAAUCUCCCAGCUCACUUUUGUCAUCUUCCCAGAGUUGUUAGCUGAAAAAAACAUUGUUUUUUCCUGUAUAUUCUAUAAUAUUUUGCAAUGUGGUGAUUGAGUUCUUUCUUUAGUUUAUUGCUUUUGGGAUUGAAUUGCCUCAUGGUUGAAUGGCCUGCAACUUGACAUUGAUACCGUGUGGAAGGAGAGAUUUGAAGAACUGGGGACUCCUUUCUUGUUGUCAGUUAGAUUUUGGGCGGUCAAAGCCAUUCCCGUCAAAUCAAGAGCCCUUGAUAUGCCAAUUUUUUUUGGUUCUCGGAUGAAUCGAUGAAAGCUGUUUCUAUCGUAUCUAACCAUUUUUAGUACUUUACCAUGCUGUGCUUUUACUGAUUUCAUGGCAAUUCUGAUUGUAAGUGCGUUGUUUUGUGUUUCGUUGAACAGAGGGUGAAUCACCCAUUACUGUCCGUGUUCCUGGGUAGUUCUUGCCUUGAGAAUUUAGUGGCUUUCGAGUCAGGUGGUAACCUUAGCUUUGAGAUUCUAUGGUUUCAUCACAUCUAAGGAGGUCUGUGGAGUUAGAUGGAUGUUCUCUCCCAGGAACUACAUUCUGAGAAUCUCACAGAUAUUAGCCCACUGUUAAUGGAGCGAACCGAGACUUUUAGGAGUACUGAUCACAUCAUCGACGUGCCUGGAAAUGUUGAUUCUUCUUCUGAAUCAACAUCCCAUGGCGGACAUUCUCUAGAAACCUUUUCAGCAGAUAGCAGGCAUUCAACUAAUUCAACACCCUCGGUUUCUCAGCCUUCAACAUCGUCAUCGAAUGUAUCAGGUCCAGGUGCCCGGAGUACUAGGAGAGGGGAAGCUCACAGUAGACGCAGGAGUCCAUUGAACUCAGGUCUAUGGGUAUCAUUCGAAUUGGCUCUCACAUUGAGCCAGAUCAUUGCAUCGAUUGUCGUUUUGUCCAUAUCGAAGGACGAGCACCCACACACUCCCUUGUUCGUGUGGAUUAUCGGUUAUGCGUCUGGAUGCUUAGCGACUCUCCCCCUUCUUUACUGGCGAUAUCAUCUUCGAAACCAAGGGUCUGAUCAAGAUGCUGCCCAAACUCGUCAGGGUUCGACUCAUAUUAAUGUUCCCGCUGGACCAUUUUCUCUUUCAGUGACCAGGACUUCUGGUGGAGAAGAUCGUCAACCUGUGGUUGGAUCGCCUAGAGGUGGUCAAAGUACAGCAGCAGUAAAUUCGAGGGUCAAGGUCCUAGUUGAGUACUUCAAAAUGGGAUUGGAUUGCUUCUUUGCUGUUUGGUUUGUGGUGGGUAACGUGUGGAUCUUUGGUGGUCAUUCUUCGGCAACUGAUGCUCCAAACAUGUAUAGGUUAUGUAUAGUGUUUCUCACUAUCAGCUGCAUUGGAUACGCCAUGCCCUUCAUUCUGUGUGCCACCAUCUGCUGUUGUCUGCCUUGUAUAAUCUCAGUCCUAGGGUUCAGAGAGGAUCUGACCCAAACCAGAGGAGCAACACCUGAGUCGAUCAGUGCACUACCAACAUACAAAUUCAAGUCAAACAAAAGAGACGGAAAUGCAGGUGACAAUGAUGGUGGGGUGGUAGCUGCAGGAACCGAGAAGGAGCGUGUUAUCUCCGGGGAAGACGCGAUUUGCUGCAUUUGUCUGGGGAAGUAUGCGAACAACGACGAGCUGCGAGAGGUGCCAUGCUCUCACUUCUUUCACAAGGAUUGCGUGGACAAGUGGCUUAAAAUCAAUGCAUCCUGUCCUCUGUGCAAAAGCGAGGUUGGUGAAAGCAUCACGGGUUCACUCUCUGGUGUUCAAACUUGAGAGUUAACAGUGGUCCUGCUGGUGAGCUCUGAAGUACAUGUUAGAGGAGGAGAACAAAAGUGAUUAAGCUUAUACAUCUAGACAGUAUCGACCUUGAAGCUUGUAAAGAGUGCUUCUCCAAUGUUUUUCUUACUUUGUGUAAGAAUUGGCUUGAAUUCACCCGGUUCCUUCACUCUUGUUGGUCUUUGGACUAAUGAUAACAUGAUGCAAAAAAAUGGCUAAUUGCUACUGGAAAGUGGAAAGGAAACUAUGAAUUUUACUCUCUCGAGUAUUUAUAGGUGAAGACAAGAUUGCCAUUAAAGUUAAAGUUUAAUU